This is a messenger RNA of Prorocentrum cordatum, 930 nucleotides long. The record is from the annotation of a GenBank genome assembly. Lineage: Eukaryota; Dinophyceae; Prorocentrales; Prorocentraceae.
UCCAGCUGGACGGCUGACCGCCGUGAGAAGGGAGAGCGGUGCGCUGCCAGAGCGCGGGUGGACCCGCCCCGGAAGGAGGGGGAGCACUGUGCAGCCUGAAGCCUUAACCUGGACCCUGGCCGUCGCUCGGACGUCCAUUUCCCCGUGCUUUCUUCGGCGUCGUGCGUGGCUUUUUCGCCAGAUGAUCCAGGAUGCUCCUCGAUGGUCCUCGCCGAAAGAAAAAUGCACACGUCCGAGCGAUGCCAAGCAACCUGGACCUGCUCCGGCGCCCAGCGCAUCGCGCGCGACGCGCCCGCCCCGUUCCGGAUGACCAGCGGCCGCCUCCCGGACAGGAAGUGCCUGCGGAGGGCCCCCUCGUCGAGGGCCGCGCCGUCCACCUCGUCAACGCGCCACGGGCUCUCUUCCGCGACGAACCUCGGCAGGGAGGCCUCCGCCCAUGAGCUGCUGCUUGAGAGGCAGAAGAAACGGCAGUUGCAUGAAGAUCGACGACAGAAUGCCUUUCCCCCAGACUGGACUUGCGCGUCCAAUCCACGACAAGUACGCAGAGAGCUCGUGCGCACAAAUAUCCUCGCUUCGCGCGGAUUUCUUGCAUCGGCGCUGGGCGCCCCUCCCAGAACGCAAGGGCGCGCCAGGGCGGCGCCCUGGAGGCCCCGCGUCGAGAUCCGCGAAGUCCGCGCGGGGCUCCGGAAAGUUUAUAUCCAAAUGCCGUUGUUUCUUCCUCGUGCUGUGCCGCCUGGCGCCACCGCCGGCCCCAGCCUGGGGAACCGAGAAGUACAGGUACUGCUACUCCCUGGACCUCUCCCGGGGUGGUGCAAGCAACACUCCGGGGGGGGACCGAAAAUUAUUAGAAACCUCGGUCUCGAUUUUUCGAGACGCCGAAUGACCGCCACCAGAGGAGGAGGAGGAGGAGGAGGAGGAGGAGGAGGAGGA